AUGGCCCAAAGAAAGAAAAAGACUAGCGUGCAACGAUUCUUAAAUCAUCCAACGCGGCGCGGACGACGGGCUUUGCUUGCCCAUGCGCGGGCGCCGGGGGCACCGACACAGUCGACCUCGCGCUUAGUUGUGCGUGAUCGGGUAGAAGAAGUGGUGGUCGCACGAGUCGACGCACGAGUGGCACAUGGCGCCGAACGUGCCGAGCAUGGCCGCGCGGCCGUUCUGGAGCUCGCACGUGAGCGCGCGCGUGCGCGCGGCGGGGUCCGUGAUCUGCUCCGUGAACGGGUAGCCGCCGGGGAUGGUGCCCGCCGAGCCGUCGUAGCCGCCCGGGAGGUUCUGCGGGCCGCCCGUGUACUGCGACGCCGGCAUGGCGACGGUCUCGGCGAUGCCGCCGAAGAGGAGGAUCUGGGCGAGGCCGAACGUGGGCACGUUCGAGAGCGCCGCGAAGCCCAUGCCGUCCUUGAGGAUGUCCGAGAACUGGACCGAGCCGUCGAGGGUCAUGGAGCCGGGGAAGGUGAUGCCGAGCUCCUGGACCAUCAUGCCGAGGAAGGCCAUCAUGGAGAUGCGGCCGUGCUUGAUCUCGACGGCGCGGCGGCGGGCGAGGCCCUCCGUGUCCUCGAACAUGAAGCCCGAGGGGGUGAUCGGCCCGGGGUCGACGCCGAUGUCGCCCUUGACGACGACCUUGGAGGCGGCCUGCUGGCCGGGGGCCACGAAGGCGACGGCCGGGGCGGCGAGGAGGGCGAG
Messenger RNA from Pelagomonas calceolata, 744 nucleotides. The record is from the annotation of a GenBank genome assembly. NCBI's taxonomy places the organism in Eukaryota, Pelagophyceae, Pelagomonadales, Pelagomonadaceae.